AUGCGAGAUCUGUGUGACUUCAAGCGCAUAGCAGGGCCUCCAGGUGAGCCGGUGUUGGUUGGACCCCCCGGGCCGCCCGGGCCUCGGGGGCCAAAGGGUGACAUCGGAGACCCAGGCGAGAGAGGGAUUCCAGGCACGCUAGGUUUCGAUGGACUACCAGGUGUUGAUAGUGUAGCUGUUACCGGUCACCAGGGGAAGAUGGUGAACCAGGACCUAAAGGUGACAGGGGGUUGCUUGGCUUCCCAGGACCAAAGGGCGAUACAGGCGACGCUGGCUUACAUGGAGAACGCGGCAUACCUGGACUGCCGGGAGACAGAGGACUUCCUGGAAACUCUGGACCUCCAGGUAAACAACAGUUUUGUCAGACCAUCAGGUCCUACAGGCCCUGAAGGACCGGAUGGAAGACGUGGGCGGCCUGGCGAUGACGGCAUCAAAGGCACCAAGGGUGACAGGGGCACGGACGGGAUCCCAGGGGUGCCUGGGUUCAAGGGACCGAAGGGGGAUUUAGGGGACAGAGGCCCGCCCGGAUAUGGCAUCAACUGCGUCUGUGAAAAGGGCGAUAAGGGGGAGAAAGGGCAGCGAGGUUUGAUUGGCUUUACGGGUUACAAAGGCGACAGAGGUCACAGCACUAAAGGCGAGAUCGGACCACAAGGACCUCCGGGAAUACAGGGACCAAAGGGCAUCAAGGGAGACUGCGAUGUCUGGAACAAGGAACGCCACAGUCUUCGCGUAGUUAAUACAGAUAAGAUAGACGAGCGACCACAACAAGACUAUCGAGCCCCAAAAAAUCCUGGCUCAGAAAAUGCUUCCGGUGCUAGAGGUUCCCGAUCGAGCGGUACCAACUCCGACAAUCUUGCUACGGCAACUCUUUCAUCGGUCCUGCCCUUCCUUUGUUCAAUCUCACUUCAUGCAGUUAUAGGAACUUUAUCUCCAUUUUGACCAAAUGUAAGUUUUCUGGCGUGACUAGACAGGCUCAUAACUCGCAGUAGGAUAAACAUUAGAUGAAUAAUCGACCUGGCACCGCUGGCAUUGUCGACGCCCUGACGCAAAAGCCGUGCGUUUAUGCAAACAGGAGAAAUUUAAGACAAUGUGGUUUUAAUAGACAAAAGCAAUUUAACGGUCAGCUCUUUGCAUUCUAUUCAAAGUGACCGCUCUUCGGUUUCAAACAUCUGCAGCGUGUGUUUCACCUAGAUGUGGGGAUGGGCGACGUUUAAACGGAAAAGUAUAUGAACCGGAGUCGUUUCUUGUGAUUAGUAAACCACUAUCGUGGUGCAUUUUGCUCAAGAGAACUGUUAGUUGUCUAUAUUGAUAUAACUUGUCAGACGUAAGUGUUUUUCAAUUAAGGUUAAUACACGGGCUCAACGGUUGUUUUUAUUACGUGAGCAUAUGCAUAUUGAAUGUAUCCCGAAUUGCAAAACUACCAAGUGAUAUCUUACCUUGUUUCGGAAAUUCAUUUUCAUAAUCCAGAUACAUUCCAGACAUAAUAACGUCUAAGCAAUUAUCGUAUUCUAAAUAGAGUAAGGUAGUAUUCGCUUUUUUACAUUUAUUUUCAUAUUGUUUUAUAUCACCAAAUGUGAGCUUUGUGGGCACUUUCCUUACAAGUUAGUUGUUCGAGGAGCGUUUAAUUAGUAGUGGCAACAUAGCUGUAAAAUUACGGUUUCCUUGUGCACAUACAAAUAAAGCAUACUGCUGAAGAGUUUUAAUUUUCAAAAGGCCUUUCCAAAUUGUACAUAUUUUCCACGUUAACAAAUAGUUCAAUGCCAGUUUUAUGGCAAUAUAGCAUUUUAAGCUGACUGUAAUAUGGCUGAAUCUGGCGAAAAUAUCGGAAAGCAAAUAGCAUAUCAUAAGAUGCGCAGCUUACUAGGUUAAUUACUAGAAAUUAAAAUAGAUCUAGACAAUGUGUAUAGGGAAAUUGGUAUUUCGUACCGUAACGUUUCAAGGUAAGAAAGGAGAAAACAGCGCUAAAG
Mya arenaria is the source of this 1967-nucleotide messenger RNA. Its product is annotated as collagen alpha-1(XXV) chain-like. NCBI's taxonomy places the organism in Eukaryota, Metazoa, Mollusca, Bivalvia, Myida, Myidae. The transcript has 10 exons. Bases 1 to 939 code for a protein of 312 amino acids. The record is from RefSeq and is a predicted model, not a curated record.